CUUUUACUCAUUUUUGUUCAGAGCACUGUCGGGCAGAAGCAGCAGCAGCAGCAGCAGCACGGAGAGAGUGGAGAGAAGUGAGGAGAAAUAGAGAAGUGUCCCCUCCCGAAGAAAGCAACAAACUGACCUGGAAUAUUUUUAAAGGCUUCCGUGUCUUUCGACAGGUUUGCUCCAUUGUUUUGAUAACGGGAGGCAAGGAUGGCAAUGCAAAUGGGUGAGGCCGGCGGCAUGUCGAAGGUGACACAGUGGCAGGAGACGAUGUAUGGCAUGGACUCGGGCAUCCAGUCUGGAGCCACCACAGUCAGAGAUGACGACGGCGAAUACUCCAAACAAUUCACCACGACAACCACCACCAUCACAUCGGAACAACCCGACGUGGAGGUCUACACUCGAACCCAGCGUGUGCGGGCUGCAAUGUUCCCAGAGACGCUGGAGUCGGGCACCUCCAUCCUGUCGACUCAGACAGACCCGUCCCAGAUGACCAACGUCCAGCGGCUGGCAGAGCCCUCCCAGAUGCUCAAGAUGGCCAUCAUCCAUCUGAUCAACUACCAGGACGACGCCGAGCUGGCCACACGCGCCGUGCCCGAGCUCACCAAACUGCUCAACGAUGAAGACCAGGUGGUGGUCAGCAAGGCAGCACAGAUUGUAAACCAGCUUACACGAAAGGAGGCGUCACGGCGUGCGAUGAUGCAGUCCCCUCAGAUGGUGGCGGCGGUGGUGCGGGCGAUGCAGAACACGAGUGACAUGGAGACGGCACGGGCCACAGCCAGCAUCCUCCACAACCUGUCCCACCAGAGAGAGGGCCUUCUCUCCAUCUUCAAGUCUGGAGGCAUCCCCGCUUUGGUCCGCAUGCUCAGCUCUCCCAUGGAGUCUGUGCUCUUCUACGCCAUCACCACGCUCCACAACCUGCUGCUGCACCAGGAAGGAGCCAAGAUGGCCGUUCGUCUGGCCGACGGCCUGCAGAAGAUGGUUCCCCUGCUGAAAAAGAGCAACCCCAAGUUCCUGGCCAUCACCACAGACUGUCUGCAGCUGCUGUCUUAUGGCAACCAGGAGAGCAAGCUGAUCAUCCUUUCCAACUCUGGUCCUGAGGGUCUCGUUCACAUCAUGAGAAACUACAACUAUGAGAAGCUGCUGUGGACCACGAGCCGUGUGCUCAAAGUGCUCUCUGUGUGCCCCAGCAACAAACCCGCCAUUGUUGAGGCCGGUGGGAUGCAGGCUCUGGGAAAUCACCUCACAGGCUCCAGCCAGCGUCUGAUGCAGAACUGUCUGUGGACGCUCAGGAACCUGUCUGAUGCCGCCACCAAGCAGGAGGGUAUGGAAAGCCUUCUGCAGGUGCUGGUGGGCCUGCUCAGCUCAGACGACCUCAACAUGCUCACUUGCGCCACCGGCAUCCUGUCGAACCUCACAUGCAACAAUGCCCACAAUAAAACUCAGGUCACCCAGGGCAACGGCGUAGAGGCGCUGAUCCACGCCAUAUUGCGCGCCGGCGAGAAGGAGGAUGUGACUGAACCUGCCGUUUGCGCUCUGCGUCACUUGACAUCACGCCACCAACAGGCUGAGGUUGCGCAGAACGCUGUGAGGAGACACUACGGCAUCCCGGCCAUCGUCAAGCUGCUCAACCAGCCCUACUACUGGCCCGUCAUCAAGGCUGUGGUCGGCCUGAUCCGCAACUUGGCCCUGUGCCCGGAGAACCAGGCCCCUCUGAGGGACGCUGGAGCCAUCCCCCGUCUGGUCAACCUGCUGCUCAAAGCCCACCAGGACGCCCAGAAACAUGGUUCAUCCACCCAGCAGACAUACCAGGACGGAGUGAGGAUGGAGGAGAUAGUGGAGGGCUCCACAGGAGCUCUGCACAUCCUGGCAAGAGAUCCCAUCAACAGAGCAGAGAUCGCCAACCUGCAGACCAUCCCUCUGUUUGUUCAGCUCCUCUACUCACCAGUGGACAACGUGAAGCGUGUGGCGGCGGGCGUGCUGUGCGAGCUGGCCCUGGACAAACCGUCAGCUGAGCUCAUCGACAGCGAGGGAGCGUCUGCUCCGCUGAUGGACCUGCUGCACUCCAACAACGAGGGCAUCGCUACUUACGCUGCAGCUGUGCUCUUCCGCAUCUCCGAGGAUAAGAACUCCGACUACAAGAAGCGAGUGUCUGUGGAGCUCACACACUCUCUGUUCAAAACCGACCCCCAGACCUGGGAGCUGGCCCGCAACAGUGUCCCCAUGGACGGACCCUAUCCAGAUGAGCUGGAUGGGAUGGGUGGUGGUUACCAAGGCUACAGCGGGUAUGCAACUGAUAUGCCCAUGGACGUCAAUGACACAGGAAUGCUAUCGGACGAAUACCAAGGCACCUAUGGAGGACAAGGGUACCCUGAAUUUUAAAGAUCCUGAGGAGACGGAAAGGUGGAAAAAGAAGCGUAGGAGCUGACACGGGACAUACUGGGACAAAGAAGAGAAUCUAGUCGUCAGUAGAGAUUAUUCCCUCGGCUCUCAGCCUGAUGUAAUAUAUGCAAUUAUCACCGAGUACGGGACUCAUAUUCUUAACAGGGCUCAACUUUGUUUUAUAGCAUAAUUUUGCUGAUUAUAACUGAUGAUGCUUGUAGGUUUCUGGUAGAGAACCUUUUUUAAGAGUGUGUGUGUGUGUGUCUGUGAGUGUGUAUGUGUGUGUGUUUACGCUUUUGGGUGGGUAUUCUAUGCCAAAGAGAUUUUAUUUUGUGAUGAUAAUCGCGUAGCUUCCUUCUUUUUUUCUUUUUCUUUUUUAUUAAAGAAAAAGGAAAAAAAUAAGAGAAUAAUAGUUGAAAACACUGCCAGAGGUGGCUCAACGUGCACGGUGCACCUGCUCACCGCUCUGUUUCUUUCUUAACGCCUUUGUAACAGACACUGCUGUGUACGCUGUAGUUUUGACACUAUAUACUCAACUUUCUCCCGCCGUGACCCAACAGUUUAAGAGUCGGUGAAGAGUUAGUUUACACGGACUCGUUCUUUCUUGCGGCACUAAUUCAGUAGGAAUGAACACACGAGGAGAUGUGGAGGUCUUUGAGAGAGAGAGCAGUGUAGGGCUGCCCCCAGCCCCCCCCCCCCCCUGCUGGUUGUUUUUUUUUAGGAAUAUUUUCUCAUCUUUUUAUAAGUUAUUCACUGGGAAAGGUUCACAUUACCCGGCAUUACCAGAAUAUUAACAAAGGUGACCGUAAUCAUUAGAUGUAGAAGAAGAAGAACAACGAGGUUUUUCAGAUGUUUUCAACAGAUUGAUUCAUUAGUCAACACAUGUGGUGAUAAAGUCGGGGAAGGCCCUACAGCUGGAGCAAACUACUGACAGGGAAAUUUUUGUCUUUCUACUUAAUAAGAGUUUUUACUGAAAUUUUGUUUAAUAAAAAUAAAGGAUAUAUUAAACAUAC
Messenger RNA from Cottoperca gobio, 3383 nucleotides. It is a transcript of the gene jupa, whose product is annotated as junction plakoglobin a. Lineage: Eukaryota; Metazoa; Chordata; Actinopteri; Perciformes; Bovichtidae. The transcript is spliced from 16 exons. Gene Ontology annotation, molecular function: cadherin binding. The record is from RefSeq and is a predicted model, not a curated record. Gene Ontology annotation, biological process: cell adhesion. The coding region runs from base 199 to 2370 and encodes 723 amino acids.